Messenger RNA from Musa acuminata AAA Group (dessert banana), 1791 nucleotides. RefSeq lists its product as uncharacterized. The transcript has 9 exons. The record is from RefSeq and is a predicted model, not a curated record. NCBI's taxonomy places the organism in Eukaryota, Viridiplantae, Streptophyta, Magnoliopsida, Zingiberales, Musaceae. Bases 268 to 1650 code for a protein of 460 amino acids.
UUAUUUAUCUCUCUCUCUGUCUCUCUCUCUCACUUUUUUUUUUGUCUUUUUGGACUACCGGUUCCGGCUCGGAAGCAGGCUUGGACUGGUGGCGAAGCGCCGAGGAAGAAGAGAGGCUCGGGAACAAGCCACUGCCUCGAGACGAAAGCGUAGAUCUCGAUCCCGAAGACGAGAGCGGCAGCGGCGGCGGAGGAAGAGGAGGGGAUGAGCUCUGGCUAGGUUUUCAGGCGAAGAAUCCAGCGGUUGGUGGGUCCUAGGGUUCCACCGAUGCAACACUACAGCCUGAGGCCGGCCAAUUCCUUCAUCGGUGGCUCCCUGCACGACCUCAACACCGCUGACUCCAACCCCGGCGAGAUCGAGGGCAUCAGCGACGUCGAUCGCGACCCCGUGAACGAAGAUAGCCUGGACAACGACGACGACGAGUCCAACUCCGUGGUAACUCGGUUGCUUCCUCUUUUAGCUGACUGCGUACAUGACUCGUACAGAAACUCGAUUCCCCUUCACGGGGUUGGAGUCGACGAUGAUCGAUCCGCGCUCGAGCAUGGUGGCAGGUCGCCGAGUCCAUCAUAUAACAUACUGACCCACGAAGAUGUUUCGCCAAUAGAGACUGCAAGAGCAAGGUUCUUGCAGAUCAUCAUCGAUCAUUUCAUAGACGAGCAUGUGAUUGAAGCUGCAGAAACUUCUGAUGUUCGCUGUUAUCAGGGGAACGAGAAGGUUAACAAAAGAAAGCAACGGGAAAUCCAGUAUGAAGGUGAUCAUAGGUUUGCCUUGCCCUUGAUGUAUGUUGCGAACUUGUACGAGACCUUAGUUAACGAUGUCAAUGUCCGUCUUGCUUCCUUGGAUGGGAUCCGCGAGAAAAAUAUUGGGGUGGCUCUAGAAACUGCUGGUGGUUUGUACAGAAGACUGGCAAAAAAAUUCCCACCUAAAGGCUCUUGUAGCUUCAGGAGAAGAGAAUUGGCUACAUCACUUGCAACAAGGACCAGAUUUCCUGAGCUUGUGGUGCAAGAAGAAAAACGUGUUCGCUUCGUAGUAGUAAAUGGUUUGUCGAUCAUUGAAAAACCAAACAAUAUUGGUAUAGAUGAUGCCGACUGGUUCAAACGUUUGACUGGUCGGCAUGAGGUGGCUAUUUCAGCAAGCGAUUACAAGUUCUAUUCGCCUAGGCACAAGUACAAGCGUGGUGCUUCUCAUUCCAUGUCCAACAUCCCUGGGUUGAAUGCAAUAUCAGUAACAGAAAGUUCUUCCCAAGUGGCUAGUGCUAUCGGAUUCCGUCCAGUAAAUGAGUCCCAAAGUCAUCAUGAACCUUCACCAAAACAUCAUGUGCAACAAUCGCCACAACCUACAUAUCAUCCUCUUCACCAGGUUCAUCAUCAGAACAUUCAGCAAAGUCAGCACUCUACACACUUUUCUCACUUACAUCAGUGCCCGCAUCCUUCACAUGUGCCGGAUCUUUCUCACCAACAUCAGACACAGACAAUACCUCCGCAUCUCACAUCCUUGCAGUCCCUCUCUGGAAGUAAUCUUGGAGGAUGUUUGCAUAUACUGCCAACAAGCCCAGCAAAGUUCUGCGACGAAUGUGGAACGCCUUACUUCAGAGAGACAUCUAAGUUCUGCUCUGAAUGUGGUACAAAGAGGUUAGGGACCUCAAUAUGAAGUCAUUUGCUACCCUGAUCUAUUCUUGUAUGAUGUUUUAUCGGUGUCCUGUGAAUUAAUGUAGCUAAAUCUUGUUCAGCUGGUAGAUUCUGCUUUUAUUAGUUUGUUGAAAAUUUCCAUGAUGACCCACGUUAAUUUUCA